CUUCAGGCGGUGUCAAAGAUCCGAGAGUUCAUCCUUCAGAAGAUUUACUCCUUCAGGAAGCCGAUGACCAACUACCAGAUCCCCCAGAACACUCUGCUGAAGUACAGAUUUUUCUAUCAGUUCCUUUUGGCCAACGAGAGAACGGUCGCCAAGGAGAUCAGAGACGAGUACGUGGACACGAUGAGCAAAAUCUACUACAGCUACUUCAAGUCGUACAGCGGCAGGUUGCUCAAAGUGCAGUACGAGGAGGUUGCAGACAAAGACGACCUGAUGGGAGUCGAAGACACAGCCAAGAAAGGUUUCUUCUCCAAACCGUCUCUGAAGAGCAGGAACACCAUCUUCACUCUGGGCCAGAGGGGGACCAUCCUGAGUCCUGCAGAGCUGGAGGGACCGAUCCUGGUCCCGCACACAGCUCAGAGAGGAGACAGCAGGUAUCCGUAUGAGAUGUUGUUUCGCAGUCAGCACUACGCUCUACUGGACAACGGCUGCAGGGAGUACCUCUUCCUCUCCGACUUCUUCAUGGUGGCGGGAAACUCCGCCCUCGACCUCUUCAACAGCAUCAUGGGAAAAACUCUCAGCAUGUUCCUGAAGAGUAUGUCCACGUAUGUGUCCGACUGCUACGACAGCAUCGCAGUCUUCCUCUGCAUCCACAUCAUCCUCCGGUUCAGAGCCAUCACCGCCAAGAGGACCAUCCCCGCCCUCGACAAGUACUGGGAGGCGGUGCUGGAGCUGCUGUGGCCGAGGUUUGAGAUGAUCCUGGAGAUGAACAUCCACAGCAUCAGAAACACAGACCCUCAGAAACUGGGAGUACUGGACACCAGACCACACUACAUCACUCGUCGGUACGCUGAGUUCUCGUCGGCCAUCGUCAGCAUCAACCAGACGUUUCCCAACGAGAGAACCAACAACCUGCUGGGACAGCUGCUGAUUGAGGUGGAAAACUUUGUGCUGAGGAUGGCGGCGGAGUUUCCCUCCAGAAGAGAUCAGCUCAUCUUCCUCAUCAACAACUACGACAUGAUGCUCAGCGUCCUCAUGGAGAGGGCAGCAGACGACAGUAAAGAGGUGGAAGGUUUCCAACAGCUGCUUCUGGCCAGGACACAGGAGUUCAUCGAGGAGAUCCUGUCUCCGCCCUUCGGAGGAAUGAUUGCCUUUGUGAAGGAGGCCGAGGCGUUGAUGGAGAAAGGGCAGCUGGACCGGCUGAAGAAUGAGGAAGCCCGUAUCACUCAGCUGGUUCGGGGGUUUUCCAGUACGUGGAAACAGUCGGUUGAGGCGAUGAGUCAGGACGUUAUGAGGUCCUUCACCAACUUCAAAAAUGGAACGAGCAUCAUACAGGGCGCUCUGACCCAGCUGAUCCAGUACUACCACGGCUUCCACAAGAUCCUGAACCAGCCGACGUUCCGCAGCCUGGCCGUCCGCUCCGAGCUCAUCAACCUGCACCACCUCAUGGUGGAGGUGAAGAAGCACAAACCCAACUUCUAACCGGCUGCUCGUGUUUGAAACCGGAGCGUGAACACAUCCGAAAGGUCUGGAGGUCUUCGUCCCCUCUCAGCUGAAGAACACGAGUUUGUUUUCCCUCCAGAAGAACAGAUCGGAAAGGUUCGACACGGAGACGCGAGCCGAUGUCCUCGAUGGAUACGAAGUCCUUUUAUUUUCCACUUUGCAUUAAAACAUCAGCAGACAUUAACGCUAACAGUGUUCACCUGUAACACAGAUUCACUUAAAUAUUCCGUAAUAAUCCUUCAGAUUUCUGUUUAUUGUGCAGCCGAAAAAAAAAAGUUUUAAUAAAUAAAUAAAGUCGUCGGUCAAUAAAUCGCCUUUUUCCAUCACGCCAGGAGCAACCUCCGUCUGUGCAGUCGUACUCUGACUCCUGUGGUGGUUUCACAAUAAAAGCCAGUUGAAGUAUUUUAGUGUGAAGCAGCAGCAGUAGGGAACGUUGUGUAGCAUUAGCAUUAGCUUAAUACUCUGCUCUGACACGUCUGCAUGAGAGUGAACAGUAAAAACAGGCAACAUUGACUGAAUCAUUAAAACUGGAUGUAAUCUCGGUUAAGUCCCUCAUAGGUGGAUUUUAGCUCUAGACACUAAAAGUAAACAUGUUUAUUUCUGCUGUUGAACAUUUUAUUAUGGAGCCUUAUGGAGACUCACUGCUGCAGCCUCUAGAGGCCGAUAGAGGAACUGCAGCGAUGGAGGUUGCAGCUUCGUUAGGGAUCAAAUAACAAACAAUAGAACCGGAUUAAAACAUUCCUGUCAGUCUCUUGUGUGAAGGCGACAUGAAUCCAGGACCAGGAGCGGCAGACCCUGCCACCGACAAUGAAAACUACCAGAGAGAGAGAGAGAAAGAAGUUAAACAUAAACAGUGAUUCUGAAGGAUUAUAACUUUUAAAACAAAUAAAAACAGAAGUGUAAAAUGUUUAUUCAAUCAUUUCAUGAUGAAAAUAUACAGAAGUUUAAUUUGUUGACGUUGUUUGUUUUUAUUUAAUUUGAUGUUUAACACUCAUGGGAGAGAAGCUCUUGUGAACUCAUUACUUAAAGGUGAGACUGCCCAUUAAAGGAUGAAGCUGAAGAUAUUCUGUAUGUUUAUUCUUCAUCACCAGUCGCACAAAACCAACACCGAAACUAUCAAUGUGUCGUCAAUACUUUCACUUCCUGUCUGUGGCUCUCGGCCCCGAACCCUCUGGUUCCUACUGAACACGUAAACCUUUAAAAACUCAUCUCAAAUAUAUAAAUUCAUGUUUAAAAAAGGUUUUUAUCAAACAAACAGGAAAUGUUCUAUUUGUUAGGGACUAUUUUCAGCGGCGGAUGAAUCCACAUUCAGUGCUGUGGUGAGUAUUUAGGGCAGCAGGACGGUGAAUGUGUUCAUUGUAAUAAUGUAUAAAUGCAGAAUAUCUCCAGACUGACCCUUUAAAGAUUCACUCUCUCACUCUUAAAGUUGCUUUGUGCCUUUCUCUCUUUGAAUCAUCAGUUCAUCGUGUUGUGAACUUAUAACCGUCUGUAGAGUUUCACAGUAAAGGUAAUACAACAUGA
Messenger RNA from Morone saxatilis (striped sea-bass), 3021 nucleotides. It is a transcript of the gene vps52, whose product is annotated as VPS52 subunit of GARP complex. Gene Ontology annotation, cellular component: GARP complex. The record is from RefSeq and is a predicted model, not a curated record. Gene Ontology annotation, molecular function: syntaxin binding. NCBI's taxonomy places the organism in Eukaryota, Metazoa, Chordata, Actinopteri, Moronidae. Gene Ontology annotation, biological process: Golgi to vacuole transport; endocytic recycling; lysosomal transport. The transcript is spliced from 13 exons. The annotation marks the transcript as partial.